Zootermopsis nevadensis is the source of this 1862-nucleotide messenger RNA. NCBI's taxonomy places the organism in Eukaryota, Metazoa, Arthropoda, Insecta, Blattodea, Termopsidae. The record is from RefSeq and is a predicted model, not a curated record.
AGAUGCACUUGUCAGAGGACAGAGGCACGACGGUCCAGGAGUUCUACAGGGGAGCCAAUGUUCUGAUCACGGGUGGAACGGGGUUCAUGGGCAAAGUUCUGGUGGAGAAACUGCUCCGGUCCUGCCCACAUCUCAGCAGCAUCUACCUGCUGGUCCGAAGCAAGAAAGGCAAGGACGUAGGACUCAGGAUGCAGGAAAUUUUCGAGGACCCGCUGUUUGAAAAGUUGAGAGAAGUACAGCCUGGCUUCAGAGAGAAGAUCCUUCCUGUGGAAGGCGACUCCUCAAAGGCGGGUCUGGGUUUGAGUCCUGACGACAGACAACGCAUUGUGGAUAAUGUGCACAUUGUGUUCCACAUGGCAGCCACUGUUCGAUUCGACGAGAAGCUGCAAAUCGCCACAGCCAUCAACGUGGUUGGCACUCGAAAGUUGCUACUGCUAUGUCGGGACUGUCCCAACAUCAAGGUGGUGGUUCAUGUAUCCACCGCGUUCAGUCACUGCCACCGCACAUCCAUCGACGAAGAGUUCUACGACCCGCCCAUCACUGGCGAGGGGAUUGUACAGUUAGCCGAAAUCUUCGACGAUAAUACUUUGACCACCAUUACUCCAAAGAUUUUGGGUGCCUGGCCGAACACAUACACUUAUACCAAAGCAAUAGCUGAAGAUAUAGUGAGGACUGUCGGCAAGGAUCUUCCUGUCGGAGUGUUCAGACCCUCCAUCAUCUUGUGUACAAGGAGUGAGCCUGUGCCAGGGUGGAUUGACAACCUGUAUGGACCGACAGGAGCAGUGGCGUGUGUGGGUCUCGGGAUGAUUCGCACCAUGCACUUUAAAGGAAAAAUGGUGGGGGAUAUGGUUCCCUGUGACAUGGCAGUUAAUGCCCUCGUUACUUCUGCCUGGCAUAUCCAUGAGCAGCGAAGCAGAUCUGGCACUGGAGCUAUUCCUGUAUACAACUACGUGUCUUCUUGUGAGAAUCCGAUAAGCUGGAGCGACUUUUCUAACACGAACAUAAGCUGGCAGGUACCAUUUGAUAGCGCAGUGUGGAUGGUUACUCUUACCGAGGUACAUGUGCACUCCUUGUACAAAUUGUAUGCAUUGCUGAUUCACCUUCUUCCAGCACUAAUAGGAGACAUUGCCCUGCUUAUUUUGCGACAAAAGCCCAGGUUCAUGAAGACCUACAAGAAACUGCACAAGUUUACAGAUGUCAUUUCAUAUUUCUGCACAAGACAAUGGAAGUUUUCCAACCAGAAUGUGCAUCACAUGUGGAGCAAACUCAGUGAAGAUGACCGAAAGAUUUUUGACUUCAACAUCAGUAACCUAAAUUGGGAUCUGUACUUGAGGCAGGGUCUCAUGGGACUCCGCACAUUUGUGCUCAAGGAAGACCCAAAGAAACUCCCAGGAGCUAUCAGGAAGAGAUACAGGCUGUACUGGCUCCAUCAGUGUGUGAAGUUCUUUUUCUUCUUCAUAUUUUUGUGGCUGUGUUGGCUGGCUACUACCUCUAUUUUAUGGUUGAAUGGAGAACCUGCAACUGUAGGAAAACAGUUCAUGAACAAGUUGUCUUGAACACUGAAGCUCAUACAGCUAAUACUUGGCAUGGUAUACAAUGGGUCUGAAUGAAUCUACGUUUUUAAUAAUAGGUUAAUAAAUAAAAAUUAUAUAUUUGGUAAGAUCAGUGUUUCGAUUUUAAAGUCCUUGUAUUUCUUUCAUUUUGACCUGAUGUCAAGGACAAUUUGAUGCCUGUGAAGAUUAGGUAAAGAUCUAUACUGUAUAUUUGUAUAUAUUUGGUAUCAAUGGAUUUACUGUGCCUACAUAAAUUUUAAAGCAUUUGCGUGGUUGUUUGUGUUUUUAAAUAAAGGUGAAUAAUGUGUA